CAGAAGGCUAAAGCGCCUUCACCACCUCCUGAAGAAACAACUAAAAGUUCUCCGUCCAGUCCCGAAAAGGAGGAAGAGGAAGAGAAAGAGAAAAGCCCUGAACGCGAAGAACCAAUGGAGGAAACCAAAGUAGAGGAGAAGAAAAUGGAGAAACAAAAACCACUUGAACCCGAGCAGCUUGAGGAUAAGUUGUCGGAAGAUGUUGAUGAAAGUAGUCAGCCAUCACAGGAUAGCGUAGAAACGAAGGAAAAUGAGUCUGAGCAACAGAAAUCUACCGAAGAGCAGAAAGAAGAAAAAGUUGAGGAAGAUAUGUCCAGAGCAUCACCUGCUUCGAAACAUCCUGAAGAGAAUGGAGCUAACGCAGCUGGUGACCAUCUGGAGGAAUUGGACUACGGAGAAGCUGAAGUGGAAGCUGAAGCUGAGGCAGAUGAUAAGGAAACAAAGGACGAGGUACUUGAACUUGAUGAGUCAGAAGAACGUGAAGCACGACGACAUAAAAGACAUAUUGAGGUAACAAAAGAGUCUGAAGCAGAACACAAAGAGGAAAAGAAGCGGAAAAUAUCUCCGUCAAGAAUCCCUGAUGACAGCGUUUCCAGACAUCCCGAAUCAGAUAUAGUCCACAUUCGUGGUUUGACACGUCCAUUCACAGAUCGUGCGCUAAAAGCAGAAAUAUUGAAAACUGGUGGACAAAUUGUAGAUUUUUGGAUUGAUAGCGUUAAAAGUCACUGUAUUGUU
This is a messenger RNA of Strongylus vulgaris, 735 nucleotides long. NCBI's taxonomy places the organism in Eukaryota, Metazoa, Nematoda, Chromadorea, Rhabditida, Strongylidae. The record is from the annotation of a GenBank genome assembly.